CAUUAAAUAUAUAAACCGUUUAAUUAGCGUAUACACACUAGCAUAGCACAUACCUAAAACUAAAGAAAAGAACAACAUCAGACAUGGAGAAACGCCGGUCCACAUCUAAACAAGGCAAAAGGAAGCCACAAUUUGUCUCUGCUGGUGGAGGUGAUAUUGGGGGGCUUGUUGUCUGGGGCGGAGCCUUGGCUGUUGCAGGUUUGGCUGCAGCUUUUGCUGUCCGCAAAGGUAGAAGAAGAGGUGCCAAUGAGAUCAGCAGCCGCCGGCACAAAGAAGAGCAAGCAAGUCAAGGGCUGCAGUUCAUCCUUCAAACUUCAUCAUCUUCAACUUUUCAUUGCAAUCCAUGCUGCGCAAGCGAUGGAUCAACAAAGAUGGUUGCAACCCAGAUUGAUUCUUGCGAGUUGUUCUCCAAUGAAAGUUUGAUCUUGGAAGAAAAUCCUGCAUCUACAAACAAUUGCAGAAAUGAGAAUUCUAAAAAUGAUUAUCAGGGGAUCCUCAUCAAGGAUGAUUCAAAACAAGAAAGCAUUAACUCGUGUGACAAUUAUAGCGGGAUUGAAGAAUUACCAUCGCCAGUGUUUGAUAGCCACUCCUUGUAUGUACAGGAGAACAGGAUUGAGAAUGAUUCGGGAGAGGAAUCACCCUUAAUGGAAGUAGUUGAAGAAGGUAUAGAAGAGAAGGAAGCAUCGGAUGAUGUAAAGAUAGGAGAGAGAAUUUCAUCAAUGCAUUUAGUUGAAGAAAAUGGCGAUGAUGAUCAGGAGGAAGAAACCAAAGAGGAGUCCCCCUUGGUAGAAAUAAAUGCUCUUAAAAAGGAAGAACCAAUCGACUCUUUAAAGAUAUGUGAAGAGAAAAAUUCAUCAGUACAUUCAGUCAAAGAAACAGAGGAUGAUGACCAGGAAUACGGAAAGGAGUCGCCCGUGGUGGAAAGAAUUGAAGUCUGGAAAGAGGAAGAAUCGUUUGAUGAUGCUCCAAAGGCAAGUGAAGACAUAACUUCAACAGAGCGUUCAAUUGAAGAUGAGGAUGAUGAUCAAGAGGAAGAAGAAGAAGAAGAGGAUGACAAUGAAGAAUGUGUCAUGGAAAAAGGCGACGAGAAUUCAGAAGUAACAGGAAGCUCUUCAGCUGGAUCCAAUGAAGAAGAAAUUUGGCCAUUGGAAUCGGUAGAAGCAAUGUCACAAGCGCUCAAAAACACCUCGAUAAACCAGCAGUUCUCUGCAGCGAAGAUUAUGGAGGAAGACGAAACCAACGAAACCCAAGAGUGUAUUCACUUAGAUAACAGUGAAAUUAAUAUAGUUGACAAUUGCAGAUAUAACCAUCAGACUACCCACGCUUCAACGUUCUUGAAGAAAGAAGAAACCCUGGAGUUUACAGCGGCUAACGAUCAACCAAAGUGCUUAGCAAAAUGGAGAAAUUUGGUUUGGCAUAUGUUAGUGCUAGCAUUGAUGGUGCUACUUUUAUUUACCCUUAGGAAUGCAAUAUUUUAGUUAUCUUCUUAAGUGUGAUUCCCUCCUUGUUUUAUGAGAUAUAGAAAAACUGAAAUAAAUCAAUUUCAGUGAGUAGAGAAAUAAAACUAUUAAAGCUCUGUUGCAUCUUUUGUAGAAA
This is a messenger RNA of Hevea brasiliensis (rubber tree), 1596 nucleotides long. RefSeq lists its product as uncharacterized. The coding region runs from base 84 to 1478 and encodes 464 amino acids. The transcript has 3 exons. The record is from RefSeq and is a predicted model, not a curated record. Lineage: Eukaryota; Viridiplantae; Streptophyta; Magnoliopsida; Malpighiales; Euphorbiaceae.